GCUUCUUGCUCGACACAGAGCUUUUCUGCCCUGCCGUUCUUAUACCAAGCUAUUGCUACAUUGGAUAGCAAUUGCUGGUGCUACACUCUUUGCAUUCCGCACCCUUCGCUAAGUCGCGAAGCCUAUCAUGAAGUUUGGCACAACGCUGCGCAGGAGCGUCUAUGCCCCAUGGAAAGACCAAUACAUCGACUACGAUAAGCUGAAGAAGCUACUCAAGGACAACGAGGACGACGACAGCUGGACCACCGACGAUGAGAGCGCUUUCGUAGACGAGCUUGCCAACGUGCAACUGGAAAAAGUGCACAACUUCAUCAGGGACAUCUCGCAGAAGCUUCGCGAUCGAACCUCUGCGUGUGAAAAGAAGCUGGAGCCAUUGGCUAUUGGCAUCCAAUUCGAAGACAAGGAGGACGACAAGGAAGGCGAAGGUCCGUUUGCGCAGGCUGGCGAUGGCUCAAAGAAACCCAAUCUCAGCCAGCAGGAGAGGGAGAAGCUCCUGAAGGAGGUGCUGGGCGAGCUGGACAACAUCACAAAGGAGACCAAGGAGCUGGAGGGCUUUAGUAGGCUCAACUUCACCGCCAUCAUCAAGGCGACGAAGAAGCACGACAAGCUUCGCGGCAACUCGUACAAACUACGGCCCUUCAUUGACGCCCGUAUCGCCCGACACCCGCUAAACACCGAAGAUGCCUCGCCGCUGUUAUACAGAUUGUCGGCGUUGUACUCAUUUGUCCGACAGAGCCUGGAAGGCAAGCCUAAGGAGGCUUUGUCCUUUGCUGAAAACAGCACAAGCGGCGAAGGCUUCGUCUCUCACAAAUUCUGGGUCCACAUGGACAACCUCUUCGAAGUCAAGACCGUCAUCCUCCGCCGUCUUCCCGUCCUCGUAUACAACCCCCAGUCGUCCAAGAUCGCCGAAGGCACCCAGCGCGACCCUACCAUUACCUCGAUUUACUUUGACAAUCCCAACUUCUCCCUGUAUUCGGACAAGGUCAACAGCAAGCCCGAUGCCUCCUCGCUGCGGCUUCGGUGGUACGGACAGCUGGGAGAGAAGCCUGAAAUCAUGUUUGAGAAAAAGGUCAUCAAGGAAGGCAAUUCCGCCGAAGAAGUCCGAUUCCCCAUCAAGGCCAAAUACGUGCAGGCCUUCCUUGACGACAAAUACCAUAUGGAGAAAAGCAUUGAAAAGAUGGAGUAUCGCCCCAACAAGGAUCAGAAACAAGUCGACGGCUUCAAGAAGGCCGUUACAGACAUUCAGGGCUUCAUCAAAGACAAGGACCUCCAGCCAGUACUGCGCGCCAAUUACACUCGCACCGCCUUCCAGAUACCCGGCGACGAUCGUGUUCGCAUCUCGCUCGACACCAACCUUGCCUUGAUCCGCGAAGAUGCGUUGGAUAUGGAUAGGCCUUGCCGCGAUCCUGAAGAUUGGCACAGGCGAGAUAUCGACAAUGGACAAAUGGAGUUUCCAUUCAAGGCCAUCAAGAAGGGAGAAAUUCACAAAUUCCCAUACGCAAUGCUUGAGAUCAAGGUCAAGGGCAUGAAGAAGUACGAGUGGAUUGAGGACCUGAUACAUUCACAUCUGGUUAAAGAAUCGCCUCGCUUCUCCAAGUUCGUCCACGGUGUAGCGAAGCUCUUCGAGGAUAACGUCAACACCUUCCCAUUCUGGCUUAGUGAGGUCGACAAUGACAUUAGGAAAGAACCCGAGAAGGCUUUCGACGACGAGCAAGAAAAGAAACGCAAAGUUGCGGAGGACGAGUUCGCAGUGGGCUCCCUUUUCGGCGCCCGCGCAAGUCCUAGCUUCCGCCCUUCGAUCGCCUCACCAGUUGGCUCACCAGCUGUUUCACGCUCCAUCGCAAAGAGCGCAAGUGCUGCAGCACAUACUCAGCCUGCAGUAAACCCCCCUCUACCCACAGUCGGCUCCCACCUCUCGCAACAGUUCCAACAAGAAAACGGCAACCGCAUAAGUGAAGAGCUCGAUUCUGAUGACGAUGACGCACAACCGGCUGGAAAGACCAAGUUCAGUGGCCUCACCUCCCUAUUCCCCUCAUUCUCUACAUCUAAAUACGCCCGCAAACAACAGCGUAAAAUUCAACUACCCCCCGGGAUCCGGGACCCCGGCGUGUGGAUCAAGGACCAAGGCCCCGUACGCGUUGAAGCCAAAGUCUGGCUCGCGAACCAACGUACCUUCAUUAAGUGGCAGCACGUGUCCGUUCUGUUGGCUUCUCUAUCCCUAGGCCUGUACAAUGCAGCUGGCGAAGGUAAUAACAUUGCCAGAGCACUCGCGGUGGUGUAUACCUCUAUCUCGGCGUUUACGCUGGCCUGGGGGUAUGGCAUGUAUUGGUAUAGAAGUAAGCUGAUCAGGGAGCGAAGCGGCAAGGACUUUGAUGCUGUGACGGGGCCACUAGUAGUCUGCGUGGGGCUCGCGUUUGCGCUUGUGUUGAAUUUUGGAUUCAAGUACAAUGCUUUGAUCAAGGAGAAGAAUCACCACGAUCAUGCGAACGCGUCUUUGAUCAACGAGCAGGUGGAGCUAAGACUCUAGACUAUUGAAGUGAGAGAAGAUAUUGGAGGGGAUUAUGGAUGUUUGUAAUUGAAGUAAUUUUCGGUGUGUACAUACGUUUAAGGCGGAAAAAAGAUUGUGAUGCUGGACAUGCACUAUACGAGAGGGAGCGUACGUUGCACCAGGAACUAUCGGUAGAGUGAUGCUAAACGUCGCAUUACAGUGUGUAUUUCUUCAGUUGUGGAGUGAUUCAGGGGAAGUCGUACGGACAAGUGUACAGUCACGGUUACACGUUGAUAAUUAGUAUCGUUAUAACACAUGUAGAUAUUGAAUUGUGAGCGACGGUCGUCUCUGUCGUUUCAACAAGUAUAUUUGAUCACUAGUACUCGGAGUGCACGAAGUGUGCUCAUACCGGUGAAGUAAUAUAAGGGGAAUCCGCGCACAAAGAGGUCACAUUUACGACUACUGUGCUUGCGGCAAGGAG
Messenger RNA from Cucurbitaria berberidis CBS 394.84, 2969 nucleotides. RefSeq names its product SPX-domain-containing protein. The transcript has 3 exons. Bases 128 to 2527 code for a protein of 799 amino acids. The record is from RefSeq and is a predicted model, not a curated record. Gene Ontology annotation, cellular component: vacuolar transporter chaperone complex; fungal-type vacuole membrane. Lineage: Eukaryota; Fungi; Ascomycota; Dothideomycetes; Pleosporales; Cucurbitariaceae.